This is a messenger RNA of Cladocopium goreaui, 743 nucleotides long. The record is from the annotation of a GenBank genome assembly. Lineage: Eukaryota; Dinophyceae; Suessiales; Symbiodiniaceae.
AUGUCGAAGGCCUUGGCCUUGCACAGCCAGGAGCCCUGGAAGCCCGGAGUUACCCUUCGGUCGAAUUCAGAUAGCACCCACGUGGCUGAAGCAUUCAGCCGACUCAUUUGGGCAUGUCUGAAGCUGGGGAAGAUCAAGGGCGGCAAAUUGAGGUUGACGGACCUCACAGAACGGCUCCUCACCGAAAGAUCAAUGGUGAAUGGGUGCGUAGGUGUUGACCGUGUUGUUACAUUGUGCUUCAGCUACCGUAAGUCACAUUGGUCCGUGGGCCAAGUACUUCGGGCUGCCCUCGUGCUGGAGGCACAAGAUGGAAGACUUGCCGUCGAAUCCUUGGCCAUGUCACCCUGGCCUAUUUCCGAGCUACUUGGCCGUGCGCAGAUGAACCAUCAGGGCCGAGGUGCCCGUGCCGUGACUGGCACGUGCGCCUGUGACAUGAGUUUCUGGUCUCCCGUGGAGGCUCGAGCAGUAGCGGAAACACAACGAGUCUUGGAGGAGAUCAAUCAGCUGACCAGUGAGGACGUCGACCAGAUUUCUGAGGUAGCCCUUUCCGCCACACUGUGCGACUCAAUCACCUGGGAUUCGAGGCUUCUGACAGCGACGACUUUGCUGAAAGAAAUGGUCAAAGACCCGCAAAUUCAGCAGGAGGAGGCGGAUCGCUGAUGUGACGAUAGAUCAGCGGGGCCGUGCUAAUCUGAUAUCACGACAUGUGUGGUAUGAGUCUAGCAUGUGAGCUUCGGAGCUCG